UAAAGGGGCAUCGUCGGCUUUUAUGUGUGGAUUAUUAUUCUGAAAUAAAACUUCAAUAAAAUCGAAGUUAUUGCUGUUUGUGAUGAGAAAAAAGUGUCAGUAACAAUGUCAGGAGAAAUUGGAUUGGAAAAAUUUGUGCAUGACAUUCGAACACUUUCGGCAGAUGGAAAUUUUCAAGAGAUAGCGAGCCGAAUUAACAACUUUGUACAUUCUCUCCUUGGAAAUGGACGACAUUUAGAUAUUGUUUUAGAAACUUUUGGCGUGAAUCAACAUUCAUUAGGAAUUUUAAUUGUCAUUAUUACAAAAUUAACUAUCAUAAGCACAACUGAAUCGCCAAGCAUAGAUGCAUUUAAAAUUGUCUUAACUCAAAUUCAAGAAUUCAUUGAUGGCUGUAAUGAAGAACAAAUUCGAUAUGCAAUAUCUUCAUAUGCAAAGCUUUUUCACAUACUGAAGAAUCUCCUUCUAGAUUUUCAAAUACCAAUGUGUGGAAUUGAUAUUUUUUGUCGAGCAAUACGUAAAAUUCAAACAAGUAAUAGCCAAUUGACACCAAUUCAUGCGGAACUUUGUCAACUAUGCCUUGUAUCAAAAUGCUUUAAACCAGCUCUUGAAUUUUUGGAUGUCGAUAUUACUGCUAUUAGUUCAGCAUCUGAUGAAUAUACAAAAUAUUUUUUACUCUAUUUCUAUUAUGGUGGUAUGAUAUAUACGGCAUUAAAAGAUUACGAGAGAGCUUUAUAUUUUUUUGAAGUUUGCGUAACAACGCCAGCAAUGGCCGUGAGUCAUAUAAUGCUCGAGGCAUACAAAAAAUAUACACUUGUCUCAUUAAUAUUAAAUGGAAAAGUUGUAUUUUUGCCAAAAUUCACAAAUUCAGCAGCGCGACUCAUGAAACGUUUGAGUCAAGCCUAUCAGGAAUUAGCCACUGCCUAUGCAACUAAUAAUUGCGAUGAAAUUCAAGCAAUUAUCACAAAAUAUGAAGAUCUUUUUACAAGAGAUCACAAUCUUGGAUUAGUGAAACAAGUACUUGGUUCAUUAUACAAGAAAAAUAUUCAAAGGCUCACAAAUACAUUUCUUACGCUUAGUUUAAGUGAUGUUGCCAGUAGAGUUAAAUUGGCUGGACCUGCAGAUGCUGAACAACAUAUUUUAAAUAUGAUUGAAGACGGAGACAUUUUUGCAACAAUCAACCAAAAAGAUGGAAUGGUUAUAUUUCAUGAUGAUCCUGAAAAGUAUAAUUCACCUAGAAUGUUAGCGAAAUUAGAAAAGGAAAUGGCAACGUGUGUAGAAUUAGGUAAAAAAGUUCUUGCCAUGGAAGAAGAAGUGAUAGUAACACCUCAAUAUGUUCGAAAAGCAUGCGGACAAAAUGAUCAGGAUGAUCAGGCUGCUUGUGCUCCACCGAUAAAUGUUACAAAAGCACCAAGUCAACAUAAACAUAAUACUUAUUCUAUGUAAAUACAUAGAUUUCAUUACUUUUUAAAAAGUCAAAGAAAAUCGUCGUGUCAAAAAAAUAUGCUUUAACAACAAAGCCUAAUUUUCAAUGACUUUUUAUAUAUUAAAAACCGUAAUUUCAAAUUCAUCAUAUUUUAUUAAUCAUAAAUUUUUCAGAAAAUUUUUUUUUAAAACAUUGAUUGAAUUUGUUGCAUUGCAAUCUAUUUUUUUAAUUUUUGUUUUUAUUUUGUUCAUCAAAUUACGUUUACAACUUGCAUUCAACCUAUAAAUAUAUAUGGUUUGUAAAUAUUUUUCAAUUCAUUUCAUUAUAUAAAAUUUAAUGUUUAAUAUAGAGAGAAUAUUCUCAAGUUCUAAAAAAAUUAACAGUACUGAACCAAGCCUUUAAUAUUAUAGAAUUGUGAAACUUAGUUUUAAGGAUGUUUUACAGAGACGACACAAUUCGUAAUUUCUUACAAUUUCCAAAAUUAUGAAAAAAAUGGCUCAAUUUAUCAACUUUUAGUAAAGAAAAAAAAAAAAAAAAAUGAAAGCAAACAAAAAGAAAAAUAAAUCGUCGCAAAUAAAAUGCUUUUUAUUCGAAGAAAAUCUACACUAAUUAAUUAAUUUAUCUACUAUAAAUUAAUACGAUUUUUGUAAUAUUACUUAAAUAAAAUUUGUGAAAGCAUAA
This is a messenger RNA of Leptopilina boulardi, 2104 nucleotides long. It is a transcript of the gene CSN3, whose product is annotated as COP9 signalosome complex subunit 3. The coding region runs from base 106 to 1443 and encodes 445 amino acids. The transcript has 4 exons. The record is from RefSeq and is a predicted model, not a curated record. Gene Ontology annotation, cellular component: COP9 signalosome. Gene Ontology annotation, biological process: ubiquitin-dependent protein catabolic process. NCBI's taxonomy places the organism in Eukaryota, Metazoa, Arthropoda, Insecta, Hymenoptera, Figitidae.